GAAAAGUCGAGAUACGUCGUCGUGAACGCGAGGAUGGUGCAUACUUCGAAGUCAUCGCGACGGUUCGCAACCCUCGGCAAGCCUUGGGGGAGAAGGGAUGCGAGAUCAAGCGAGUGCAACACAAGUUGGAGCUCACGUUUGGGUUCCCUUCAGGCUCCGUGAACAUGUUCGUGGAGCGUGAAGACAGGUGGAGGGACAUGUCUUACGAGGAAGUUAUGGACAGAAUGGCGCAGAAGGGGAAGAAAGGUCGCGGAAGAGGGAAGGUCAAGGGCAAGGAGGAGGAUGACAGCGACGGGUCAGGCUCUAGCGGAGGAAAGGACAAAGGCGGCAACGAGAGAGUGCAGGGCAGGGACGAGGAUCCGAUGCCCUCGCGAGGCCUGAUUUCUGGAGACCCCAAGUUCUUGAUCCCUGGAGGUGACAGGCUCUUCACAGACGAGGAGCACCGAAAAUCCCUGGAUCGCCUUCUGGAGAUUCAAGUCGCCUGUCUAGCCGCUCGACUGACGGCGAAGGAAAGAGAGCUACCGCUGGUGGAGGAGCCUUUGAAACAGCAGUACCGAUAUGCCUUGCGCCUUUGGCGGGAGCUGUCUCUGAGGAGCCGAGGCUGA
Symbiodinium necroappetens is the source of this 605-nucleotide messenger RNA. Lineage: Eukaryota; Dinophyceae; Suessiales; Symbiodiniaceae. The record is from the annotation of a GenBank genome assembly.